Messenger RNA from Peronospora farinosa, 3108 nucleotides. The record is from the annotation of a GenBank genome assembly. Lineage: Eukaryota; Oomycota; Peronosporomycetes; Peronosporales; Peronosporaceae.
AUGAAGACGACAGGCGGCGAGUUACAGAGCGACGACGAGAGUGAUAUGGAGCAGUACGAGCUCACAGAAGACGAGGAAGAGCAGGAGCAUAAAGAUGUGCCUCUUCUUGACGCGAUAAAGCGUAGCAAGCGCAAGCGAAAGCGCUCAAUAACCCACAAAGACGAAGACGAGGACAUUGCGCGUCGACGUCGACGGCGUCGGUCGCUUGGUUUCCAGCAGAGACGACGAUCUUUAACAGCCAAUGAGAGAAAAGCAGCGGCUGCAGCAGGUGGUAGUGGAGGCAGUACAGCCACAACACACAGUAAACAGUACAUUAGUGACAUGUACUCAACCAUUAUUAAGAUGUCGUCGGAAAAUAAAAUUAACGUUAAAAAUUCAUGGUCGCUGCAUUUGAUCGACCAUAUGGAAGACAUUCUGGAUUCGAAUAAGAGAAAUGCUGCAGAUGGCGAUAAUGAUACCUAUAAUUUCCAAAAAGCAAGUUGUACACUUGAUGCAAGUAUUAAAAUCUACUCGUAUCGAGUGGAUGAUACAUGGAAUUCGUCGUAUAAGAUUCUCGAAAACUUGUCACGGACGGAGCAGAAACAUGGUGUGGAUGAUACAGGAAGUGAUGCUGAAGGUGGUGCCAAGAAGGCACGCAAGACGAGAAAAACACAUGCGCGAACGAUUGAAAAGAACUUGAACAAUAUCAACUUGAAAGCUUACGACAUGGAGUGCGAGGCUGAUCCACUCUUUCACAAGAUGUCUCAGUCAUUUGAUGAAGGAGGUGCAAAGGGAAUGUUACUGGCCAAUCUUAGCGUGUACGAUGGGUGCAAAAUCCUGUUGAAUUCAUCUGAUGUGAGUAUGGUAACACGGAAACAGAUUCAUAUGGAUGUAGGCAAGUCGAAGGAUGAACCUGACGAUAAAGAGAAACAGAAAUUGGAAAAGCCUACAAUUGCCACAACAACUGAUGCUGCUGUCGAUGUUUCUGACGAAAACGAUGUGGCUAAAGCUAAGAGUGACGGCAGUGAAGGGCAGAAAGAUGAAGGGAACGAUGAUGGAAAGGAGGGCGGUGGUAAAGAAAGUGAGGCUAUCGAAAGUAACCCUGCUGUCGAUAACAAAAGGUCAGACGAAGACAUUACGAUAGUGGAGGAACAUACAAAGGAGAAAGAAAUGUCGGCCGAAGAUGCUGAAUUUGAGGAGCCUGAGAACGAAUGUUCUAUUGAUGAUGUCACCACGGAGGAGGAAGUGAGCAAAGAAAAGAUUGUGGUUGCAGAGGAUGCCAUCGAGGAAAGCACCAAGUGUAAGGACACUGUUGAGAUAGUGAGCGACGAGGAAAGAAUUGACACACAUCCCGCUUUUACCGCGCGUAUUAGUCUGUCCCUGUUCGGUAGUAUGGCAUGUAUUGACCAGGACAUACAGAGCCUACGCGUAUGUCCUUCGUUGUACCGAAUGUACGAGCAACUGGACGAGUUCUACGGAGACGAGUCCCGCCACAAACUUGGUAUCAGGAACGACUUUUUGCUUACUACCCCAGUGAAAGGUCGGCGGCAGACGCUGGACAAGAAGGAUGUAGCUGGUAUAAAUCUAGCUGGCAUUAUGGAAGGUGCCAGUGAUGAUGAAUCAGAUGGAGAAGAUACAGCACAUGAUGUUUCAGUGGAAUUUGGUGAAGACGUUGCAGACUAUGAUGCUGAUGCGGGUACUGGCGGCACCGGCGGUGAAGCGGCAGAUGUAGUAGAAGUAGACACUGCUGCUGAUGUGGAUAUGGAAAAGGAAAACGAUAUUGUUGACCUGGCCCAAAGUGACGAGGAAGACCACGUUCCUGAUGAUUUUACUCAGAAUGGCACCGAAAGUGACUUACUACCGCUCGACAAGGAGUCGUCACUGAGAUCGACUGCUGUAGACUUCUUCCGCGCAAAGGUGAAUGAAAAUAUGCCCGAGGAUUACGAAAAUAACCUUUUUUUCCAGAUGAUUGAGUCUGCACUCGUCCGGUCUGUGACGAUUAAAGAAGAGCAGGGUGGUGAGGACCAAAACAGCAAGAAUGACUAUUCGUACUUUGAUGUAAAGAUGCUUCGCAAUUGGGCAGGCCCUGGGCACUGGAAGUUCCCUGCUGUUCGUAAAAUGCAAAUGAAACAGCGCCAUAAUGAGGAGACAGACAAGGAUGGUCUUGAAGGAGCAAACGGAGAGGUUGAUGAAGACGGUGUUGCGAUUAAGGCUGAACCGAAUGGACUUUUUGUUGACCGUGCUCAGAAGGGAAGCAGCGCUGGUGUGGAUAAAAAGACAGUUGUGAUGGUGGACUUCUUCGGAGAGGCACCUGAUGUAUCAAGGCUAAAGGCUCCGAAGUCUACUACUAGUUUGGAGGUGUCGAAAGGCAAUUUGAAGAAGCAAAUGGAGAACGCUUCUGAUCUGGUAUUGCCUGUGGACACGCAUAUUGAGCUCAGUCUCUUUUUCCGGCACUUUUUGAAAGAAAGGCCUCGGUUUUUUAGAAAGCGUGGCGGUAGUGGCGUUUCGGAUGGCGCUCGUCGAGAAAGCGCUUCAGCAGCGGACACUAAAUACAGAGAUGCGAGUGGUGACACGGCUGAUGAGAAGGACCGGAAGCAACCCUUUACGUAUAAUGAGGACAGUGCUGGCUUCGAGGGAGGGUAUGAUGACGAAGAUGAAGAAGAAGACGCCAGCGUGGCGGAUGAGACACAAGAGUUGUAUUCUGUGCAAGGUCUGGUUCAAGCUGAUCGUGUGGUCGAGAAAAUCGGCGUGCAUUACGAACGCUUUGCCAAACGCGUGGAUGUGAAGAAGUUGAAGGGCAGCAUUUGGGAACACCUGGAGAAAAAGUUUGACAAGGGUGAAGGAGAGACUGAUGAUGCUACUAAUGUUACACAAACCGACGUUGAUGCUAUGUCAGUCAAUGAGAGCGGUAAACGCUUUCGUGAACCGGAGACAAAUGAGCUCGAAGACAGUGAUAACACCUAUACGACUUUUGAAAACGUGGUCGAGAAUGUUGCGGGCAAGGUCCCUUCGAAUGUGACAGUCUCCUUCUACUUCAUUUGCGUCCUGCAUCUCGCUAAUGAGAAAGGUCUUGAAUUGGCCGGUCAAAAAGACCUGCGCAACUUUCGAAUUUGCAAAGAGGACGCAUGA